Triticum turgidum subsp. durum (durum wheat) is the source of this 1158-nucleotide messenger RNA. The record is from the annotation of a GenBank genome assembly. Lineage: Eukaryota; Viridiplantae; Streptophyta; Magnoliopsida; Poales; Poaceae.
AUGGAGGCGAGUUCGGGGCCUCGCCGGAGUUCCACCCAGGAGCCAGAUGGCCCAGGCGACGGGGAGGACCUCAUCAGCGCCCUCCCCGACGACGUGCUCCUCCUUGUCCUCGCCCGCCUCCCCUGCGCCGCCGACGCCGCCCGCACGGGAGUCCUCUCCCGCCGGUGGCUCGGCCUCUGGGCCAGCCUCCGCCAGAUCGUCUUCCGCGGCGUGGCCCUCCCCUCGCUCGAGGAGGCGCUCGGCCGCGUCACUCCGCCUGCGGUUUCCCUCCUCAAGAUCCGCGUCCCCAUCAAGCAGCAGCGUGGACCCGUCCCCACGGAGCACCAGACAGACAGCGCCGGCGUCCCCAUCAACUCGCUGCUCCGCGCCGCCGCGCGGCUCGAGCCGGAGAAGCUCGACUUCCGCCUCCCCGCCGGCUUAAUCGACCGUUCCCUCGCUGUCGAUCUGCCUUGCUUCCACCGCGCCACCUCUAUCGCGCUGGACCUUUCCCCCAUCACCCUGGCCCUGCCGGCCGGCGCCGAUUUCCCCGCACUCGAGACGCUGUCCCUGGCGCGUUGCAGUACCGACCUCGACGCCUUGCUCUCCUGCUGCCCGCGCUUGCGCACGCUCCACCUCAGCACGGCCCGCGACAUUAGGGUCAACUCGCCGUCGCUCCAGGAGCUUGUCGUCUGCUGUGAGACCAGUGUGACACGACAUGUCGACAUCGUUGCUCCUGCUCUUAAGCAGUUGGCCAUCUCAUUGACGGCGGUGGACCUCAGCAUCUCCGUCUUGGCACCAAUGGUGGAGAAGGUCUCGUGGCACUGCCUAUACUUGGGACCGCGUAUUGUGUUUGGUGUUUGGAGCCUCAACAAGGUGCAGCUACAGUCGGCGGAGAUACAAGGAGAGCCAUCGUCGCUGUGCAUUUAUGCCUGUGCGUACUCUGGCUUCUUUCGCGCUCAGGCGAGCCACUUUAAGCAGGAGAUUGAGAAACAUAUGGUUGCUGCUUUCUCUGGUUUAGAGCUUCAUCUCACAUCGACGGGGCAUGCUUUUGGAGCAUUAGUGUUUCAUCUUCUUGGAGUGAAUCGAAUCCGUACUGCUACGCGGAGGCUUAAGGUCGUCCUACAGAGAUCAGUGUUGAAAGAAGUAUGCCCGCCAUACUGUCCUUGUGAGUCGAACUAG